AAAUGAAGAAACAGGCAGAAGUAAUCGUUGCUAUUUGUUAUUAAUUAUUUAGACGACGAUAUUUUGUACGCUUGCACUGGAAGAUCCUCUGUUCAUUCGCAGACAUCAAGCAUGAGUGCAAUGGAGGAAGGAUCUGAGAGCGGAGGUGAAAGUCCUCAGAGAGAUAGCGAUGCAGAAUCAGGACAGAAUUCUCCUUCUUCACCACAGUCUCCUACUUCACCUCGAUCACCAAGUUCUCCUAUGUCACCUAGUUCCCCUAAGUUUUCACAAUCUCGUAGUUCACCUAAAUCCCCAGAGUCUCCUAGUUCUCCUCAAUCUCGGAGCUCUUCCCAGUCACGUAAUUCACCUACAUCACCACCACAUUCACCUGGAUUUCCACGUUCACCGGCAUCUCAGCAAGGAUCAGAUGCUGAAGCUGGCUCUAGAGCUUCUUCUCCCGCAUCAAGACCUUCUUCACCUUAUUCUCCGGGAAGACAGCAAAAUUCAUCACCUCCACAGUCCCCUGCUUCAGGUAUCCGGUCACCUUCUCCCAGUAUCCGGUCACCUUCUCCUGGUAUCCGGUCACCUUCUCCUGAUGUCAGGUCACAAUCUCCAGGUAUCCGUUCACCUUCUCCUGGAAUCCGUUCACCUUCUCCUGGUAUCCGGUCACCUUCUCCGGAUCGCCCGGAUUCGCCAAGAUCUGAACAACAAUCUGGUGAUGAAAAGCAGAAUAGCGGUGAUGAAAGUGAUGGGGAACAUGAGGAUCAUGGAAGUGAGAAUCAAGCAUUAGAUAGGAGUGCUGAAAAAGAUGAGGAGUCUGGUGAUGAGGAUGAAAGACAAAGUGAUGCUGAAAAUUCUGGGCCGGAAGAAAAUAUUCCAGAAAUAAAUAUUGAAAGUGCAGAUGAAAAUGAAUCCGAAAAAGGAGAUGCUUCAGACAAUGAAGCUGCAAACAGUGGGGAUGAGGAUGAACAAGAGAGAAAGGAGAAUGCUACUGUUGCGGAGAGUGAUGAUGAUAGUCCUCAAUCUCCUCCUCAAGAAGAAAAGGAGGGAAAUGAUGAUGAAAUUAAAGCAGCUGGAAAGAAACUAGAUAGUGAUGGUGAAGAUAAUGCUGACUCAGAUAGUGAUGCUGAAAGCGAAGCGUCUGGGGUUGGAGGACUCAUUGCUGAUAUUUUUGGUGAGAGUGAUGAUGAUGAAGAAUUUGAGGGUUUUAAAGAAGAAGAAGUAGCCACUGAAAAACAGGAUAAAGAUGAAGUAGUAAAGACUAAAAAGAAGAGAGCUAAAAUAAUGUCUGAUUCUGAGGAUGAGGAAGAAGUAGAGGUAGACAAAACUGAGGAAGAAAUAGCGGAAGAAAAUGAUGAAGCUCAUGGCAUAAUUGAAGAUGUUGCAGUACCAGCUGCGGCAGAAGAUGAAGGCGAGGGAGAAGGUGAAGAGGAAGAGAUUCAAUCUUCUUCAAAAAAGAAAAAAGUAGAUUCAGAUUCAGAAGAUGAAGAUCGGAAAAUAAGGGAAGACUUUGUGUCUGAUUUUGAUUUAAUGAUGCAAAAGAAGAAAGAUGAAAGCUCUAAAAGAAGGAAAAGGAAAGAUGUUGAUCUUAUCAGUGAUAGUGAUGAUUUAAUCGCAGAAAUUAUUACACAAAUGCGAAUAGCUGCUGAGGAAGACAAGGAAUUAAAUAAACAGAAAAGGACUGCUACAAAAAAGUUAAAAAUUUUACCACUUGUUCUUUCUCAAUUGAAAAAACAAGAUCUGAAAAUGGCUUUUCUUGAUCAAGGAGUUUUAAAUGCAAUUGCUGAAUGGUUGGCUCCUUUGCCUGAUAGAAGUUUACCACAUUAUAACAUUCGUGAAGGUAUGCUGAAGCAACUACAUGAUUUUCCGAAUAUUGAUCAAAGUCUUUUAAAAGCUAGUGGUGUUGGCCGAGCACUUAUGUAUCUUUUUAAACAUCCUAAAGAAACAAAAGAAAAUAGAGAAAGAGCUGGUCGACUGAUUACUGAAUGGGCUAGACCGAUAUUUAAUGUUGCCACUAAUUAUCAUGCCUUAACAAAAGAAGAAAGGGAACAAAGAGAUUAUGACCAUGUGCCAAAAAAACGUAGGAGACCUGGUGAUAAAGGAUGGGUUGGUAGAGCACGUGUUCCUAUGCCUUCUAAUAAAGAUUACGUUAAUAGGCCCAAGUGGAAUGUUGAAAUGGAGUUCGGCAGGGGGCCAUCUAAGAAACCUUUAACUCGUAUCGAGAGGCAUAUGCGGCAGAUGCAGGAUAAGAAGAGAUUACAAAAAUCUCAAAGAGCCGUUACUAUCAGUAUUGAGGGUAGAAAAAUGGCUAUUUGAUAUAUUAAUUAAUUUUCUAAUUAUUGUAAAGUCAGUUUUGUUGUAUAUUUUGUGUUAUUUGUGAAUAAAUUUUAUGUUGUAUACAUA
Molecule: messenger RNA, 2382 nt
Organism: Parasteatoda tepidariorum (common house spider)
Lineage: Eukaryota; Metazoa; Arthropoda; Arachnida; Araneae; Theridiidae
Source: RefSeq, a predicted model, not a curated record